Molecule: messenger RNA, 1231 nt
Organism: Apodemus sylvaticus (European woodmouse)
Lineage: Eukaryota; Metazoa; Chordata; Mammalia; Rodentia; Muridae
Gene: Dlx1
Product: distal-less homeobox 1
Exons: 3
Coding region: 158-925 (255 amino acids)
Biological process (GO): cell differentiation; embryo development; negative regulation of transcription by RNA polymerase II
Molecular function (GO): RNA polymerase II cis-regulatory region sequence-specific DNA binding; DNA-binding transcription factor activity, RNA polymerase II-specific
Source: RefSeq, a predicted model, not a curated record
UAGACUUUUCAAAGAGACAAACUCCAUUUUCUUAUGAAUGGAAAGUGAAAACCCCUGUUCCGCUUAAAUUGGGUUCCUUCCUGUCCUGAGAAACAUAGAGACCCCCAAAAGGGAAGCAGAGGAGAGAAAGACCCACACCCAGACCCCGCGAGAAGAGAUGACCAUGACCACCAUGCCAGAAAGUCUCAACAGCCCCGUGUCGGGCAAGGCUGUGUUUAUGGAGUUUGGGCCGCCCAACCAGCAAAUGUCUCCUUCUCCCAUGUCCCACGGGCACUACUCCAUGCACUGUUUACACUCGGCGGGCCAUUCGCAGCCCGACGGUGCCUACAGUUCGGCCUCGUCCUUCUCCCGACCGCUGGGCUACCCCUACGUCAACUCGGUCAGCAGCCACGCGUCCAGCCCCUACAUCAGUUCCGUGCAGUCCUACCCCGGCAGCGCCAGCCUCGCCCAGAGCCGCCUGGAGGACCCAGGGGCGGACUCCGAGAAGAGCACCGUGGUGGAAGGCGGGGAAGUGCGCUUUAACGGCAAAGGGAAAAAGAUCCGUAAACCCAGGACAAUUUAUUCCAGUUUGCAGUUGCAGGCUUUGAACCGGAGGUUCCAACAAACUCAGUACCUGGCUCUGCCCGAGAGGGCGGAGCUGGCGGCCUCCUUGGGACUCACACAGACUCAGGUCAAGAUAUGGUUCCAGAACAAACGCUCCAAGUUCAAGAAGCUCAUGAAGCAAGGCGGGGCAGCUCUGGAGGGCAGCGCACUGGCGAACGGCAGGGCCUUGUCUGCCGGCUCCCCACCGGUACCGCCCGGCUGGAAUCCGAACUCCUCGUCUGGGAAGGGCUCUGGCAGCAGCGCUGGCUCCUACGUUCCCAGCUACACAUCAUGGUAUCCCUCAGCGCACCAAGAAGCUAUGCAGCAGCCUCAACUGAUGUGAGGUUAUCAGUUCGCACUCACCCGCUUCCUGCCCUUCUCCCUUGGCCUGGCCCCUCCUGCCUCCAGGUUCAUCCACCCUUUCGCAUGCCCUGGGCCGGGAGGAGAAGGGCCCAGGGGAGGGGGCCGGGGGCGCUAAAACUAAAAGAAAAAGGAACAGUGAAGGCAGAGCCCCUAAAAGUUUGACCCAGCGACUUUUCAGCUCUGGGCCCUAACCUUGUUUGGGCCACGGUGACAGCAGAGUAGUCUCAAAAGCGCAGGCACAGCCACUGGAGACAGCCAGUGCAACAAGACAAGCCGCUGGACCCGA